AUGUUUGUUAAUGUUUUAGUGCUUUAUAAAGAAGGACCAUCCUUUUAUCACGCUUCUUAUAUUGUCAUAGUCGAAGUUGCGGAUGCGGACUCGUUAAUUUUAGAUCCUGCAUCCAAUCGAUCCGUUACAUGGAAUAGUUUAUUCGGAUUGGAAAGGCUGUCCGAAACUGCCGCGAAGGAGAUACUUUUCGCACAAGUUUUAUGGCCGUCAUCUGUAUCUCAGGAUAUCAGCACGACCAGUCCCGAAAUACUUUCUGAAUUUACCGUGAGGGAAUUAUUGUGGCGUCGAUGGAAUCCAAAUCAACACCGGGAAGAUGUUCCUACUGAGGAAGAGGACGACGACUCCUACUGA
Dinoponera quadriceps is the source of this 351-nucleotide messenger RNA. RefSeq names its product tRNA-splicing endonuclease subunit Sen2 (gene Tsen2). Gene Ontology annotation, biological process: tRNA-type intron splice site recognition and cleavage; tRNA splicing, via endonucleolytic cleavage and ligation. The coding region runs from base 1 to 351 and encodes 116 amino acids. NCBI's taxonomy places the organism in Eukaryota, Metazoa, Arthropoda, Insecta, Hymenoptera, Formicidae. Gene Ontology annotation, cellular component: tRNA-intron endonuclease complex. The transcript is spliced from 2 exons. The record is from RefSeq and is a predicted model, not a curated record. Gene Ontology annotation, molecular function: tRNA-intron lyase activity; nucleic acid binding.